Physcomitrium patens is the source of this 4171-nucleotide messenger RNA. Its product is annotated as dynamin-like protein ARC5. Gene Ontology annotation, biological process: peroxisome fission. Gene Ontology annotation, molecular function: microtubule binding; GTP binding; GTPase activity. Gene Ontology annotation, cellular component: membrane; peroxisome; cytoplasm. Lineage: Eukaryota; Viridiplantae; Streptophyta; Bryopsida; Funariales; Funariaceae. The record is from RefSeq and is a predicted model, not a curated record.
AACAAAGAAGGAGAAGAAAUUUGGGAAAACAGUGCAAAUCCAAUCGCCUUCUCCGGCUCGUGCCAACCCAUUCCGGCGCAACUUGCAAUCAGGCAAGUGUCCAAUUCACUCACGCUGCGAAGUCUCACGAGAAUUAGUGUUAAUGCGUUGCGUGUGUGCAUAGAUAGAUGUUGGUUGCAAAGGGCACUUGUGCGGAGUCACGUCCACAUUCCCACUACCUCCCUCCUGCUCCCUUUCAUAAUUGCGUGCCGCUGUCUGGCUACGUCGGAUGCAUGUAAGGAUGUGGGGAGCAUGCGUACUGCGGUUGCGCUGUUGCCAUUUGAAUUUCGUCAGAUCUGGCAUUCUUGAGGCUUAGCUUCCAAGCAACGAUUUCCGUCUCCGCCCAGCUCUGCAAUAUGAUGAUGGUACGAGUCAGUUUUCGUCCUUUUUGGACGCAUUCUUGUCUCCGGUACUUAGUGUGUGCAUUGUGGUGGUUGAUGGUGGGAUGUUGGAAUUAGAAUGCGUCUGUGCUGAGCAGUUGGGUUUCGAGUUCGGGUGGAGUUCGUUUUGAUUUUAGGGUGGAAUUAGGAGUCGACAGUCAGCAGGGUUGGCAGCUCAGUGGAUGUACGGGGAAUCUUUUUGGGUCUUUGUAGCAUUGUGCACGUCCAGAGGUCUGCAGCUGUGCACGAGUAACUGGAAUCAGCAUAUCCUUGACAAAGAAUUUUGGAAUGCUGAUGAGGGCGCUGAGAAUUUGUAUGUGUUUAUUCUGGUGACCUGAUCAACUGCGUGGAUUGCAGAGGAAUCCAUGCAUUCUUGGUCGCAGGAUCUGAAUCGUUUGAUGUGCAAUUGGGCUAUUUAUCUUCUGAUUCUUGCGGAUUUUUUUAGCUGAUUGGGGUUAUAUCUCGAUCAGUUUUGGAUAACUUUGCAAUGAUAGUAUGCUUGAGUUUUUGGAGAUCUUAACAGAACUUGUCGAAAAUCCUUCUUUACUAUUAGUUUGCCGCAUGACCUUCGCCAGCAGUUAUAUCCAUAUGCUCGUGAUUUUCCUUGUGGAAGAUUAAUUUUUUGUCAUGACUUCCUCAAAUCAACGUGGGCAAGAAUUGAAAGCAGGGGAUGCCACAAAAUGGAUUGUGUCUCGUGUGAACGCAAUUCCUCCUCCUCUUCGUAAUGCACAAAUCACUGCGCUCUCUCUCAAAGAAGACUCACGCGGUUCUGUGCUACAGACCCACACGGAUAUAAUGCUCCGCCCUCCUGCUCACAUGUUGCCCACUCCUGUGUCGUCCAACAUAGUAGCUUCUUAUGCACUGUCUUCUAAUCCUGAACUUCGGCUGCCCAAACCUCCAGACCGACCCGGCUCUCGCGGUCCUUCUUCAUAUUGGCUGGAAAAUUUGAAGUGCAUCAGAGAUAGGCCAAGGGAUUGCUGUGAUGGCUCUGGCUCUAUUCACUUCACGAUUGCUGGGAAUGAGAAGUUGUAUGAGGCUUACAAUGAGCUUCAUAGCUUGGCUGAGGAGUUUCACAAGCCCUUCGACGCGCCAGCCAUUCUUGUGGUUGGACAUCAGACGGAUGGCAAGAGUGCCCUGGUCGAAGCUUUGAUGGGAUUCCAGUUCAAUCAUGUGGGCGGGGGCACUAAGACACGCAGACCCAUCACGAUGCAUAUGAAGUACAAUGCCGAUUGCGCACAGCCCAGAUGUUUCUUAGUUUCUGAGGAUCAGCCGCACCGCGAGAAGGAGCAGAGUCUUGAUGAGAUUCAGGCUUACAUUGAAUCCGAAAAUAAGCGACUGGAGGGAGAAACGUGUCAGUUUUCGGCGAAGGAAAUUAUAUUGAAGAUUGAGUACAAGUUCUGCCCCAAUCUUACAAUCAUUGACACUCCAGGCUUAAUUUCAGCUGCACCUGGCCUAAAGAAUGAAACCCUGCAGUCUCAAGGGGGUGCCGUGGAGGCAAUUGUCUUAUUGAAGAUGCAACGAAAGGAGUUCAUUAUUCUCUGUUUAGAAGAUUCUAGCGACUGGAGCAAUGCGACUACCCGAAGAAUAGUCAUGCAGGCUGAUCCAGAGUUGAGCAGAACAAUUCUUGUUUCAACGAAGCUGGACACUCGAAUCCCCCAGUUUUCGCGUCCUGAUGAUGUGAAACUCUUUCUCAAGCCUCCCGGUUGUCUCCUAGACGGCAACAUAAUGGGUGGCUCUCCAUUUUUCACUUCUGUGCCAUCUGGUCGUGUCGGUAGCAGCAAGGAUUCUGUCUUUCCUUCAAAUACUCACUUUCAAGAGGCAGUGGCAGCUAGAGAGGCACAGGAUGUGGUACUAUUGGAGGAGAAACUGAAUGGUCCAUUGUCUAGAGAAGAAUGCUCUAGAGUCGGGAUCAGUCGUCUACGAUGGUUUCUGGAAGAGCUGUUGCAACGCAGAUAUUUGGACAGUGUGCCAAACAUCAUUCCAACACUGAACAAAGAACUGCGCACAAUCACCAAUAAGCUCCAACAGACAACCCAGGAUCUUGGUGAACUGAAUGAGACGAGAUUAAGAGAAAGAGGACGGAUUUUCAGAGAUUCUCUUCUAGCUAAGUUGUCGCUCUUAUUGAGAGGUUCAGUUGUAGCCUCGCCUGAGAAAUAUGGAGAGUCCCUGCAGGAUGAGCGACUUCAAGGGGGAGUAAUUGUUAGCCCCGAUGGGCUGCAGAUGCCUCACAAACAUGUGCCAAAUGCAACCAUGCGCUUGUACGGAGGAGCACAAUAUCACAGGGCUAUGGCGGAAUUCCGACUUAUCGUUGGUAAAUUGAAGUGCCAUACUGUUAGUCGUGAAGAGAUUGUGAAUGCGUGUGGAGUAGAAGACAUUCACGAUGGAACCAACUAUGUUAGAGCGGCAUGUGUUAUCGCUACUUCAAAAGCUAGAGACGUCUUCGAGCCACUUCUGCAUCAGCUAGGAUUUCGCCUCUCGCACAUUUUGAGGAGGUCUUUACCUAUUGCAUUCCAUUUACUACAGAGAGAUGGAGAUUAUAUAAGCAGUGAUGCAUUUUUUGUGAGACGCAUAGCCUCAGCUUUCGAGACGUUUGUAGACUCCACCGAGCGAGAUUGUCUUGGGAAAUGUAUGGAGGACCUGAGAAGCAUGACAAGAUAUGUCACGUGGUCUCUACACAACAAGGGCCGCUCUGCGCUUCGCCAUUUCCUUGGUUCAGUAUCAACUCCCAACGAGCAGUCUGCAGCCUCAAUGACGAAUAUUGGGUUGGAGGGAUUCUCGCCUCCAAACUCAAGUAACAGUUGUAAGCAAGACAGUAAAGUUCGUCCAGAAAAUAAUGUCACAUUGCCAAAUCAAGAGUCCUCACAGACUACUCAUGUAAAGUUGGUGAAUCUGCUCGAGAGCACUUUGUGGAACCGCAAGUUGGCCCCGACAUUGGAGGACAUUGUAAAUGCACUUGUCGCUCAGAUAUUUGAAGGAAUCCGUGACCAUUGUGUUGCUUCUGCAGAGAUGAAAUUCAACUGCUAUUUUCUUAUGCCAAUGGUGGACAAAUUCCCAACUGUACUGCGAGAAACCUUGGAAACGGCCUUUCAGAAAGACACAGACGUCUUCAAUGUUGCUCAGGUUCGUAGAGCAUUGGAGAAGAAUAGGGCUGAUCUUGCACUUGAGUUGAAACAGGUGGAGAAGCUGCAUGAAAAGUUCAUCAAUAUCCACCAUCAGCUCAGCAGCGCCUAUCCUUCGCCAGAUCCUCAACAAGAGACUUUUGAUGAGCUGCCUGUCGAUACACCUGACAAUCAUCCGUCGUUGUAAAUUUCUCCAAUUCUGCACUUCUUUUUUUUAUUUCUCGACAAGCAUUUGGGGUUAAAAUUCACCCCCACCUGGAACACCAUGAUGUUCCCUCUACAAGCUGCACGAGGAUAUGAAUGUGGCUUCAUACAAGAAUUUUUUCCGUUAAUUGUUCGUUACGUUCUUUAUGGUUACGUAAUUCCUGGACGAGAUGGUUUAUUAGAUGUCUCGUGUAGAAAGCUUGAGAGACCGAAAGAAACCGCUUGGUUCUUAAAGCUCUGCAUGAGCUUUGCUGCUCAAGAUGGAGUCUGCUGAAGAAGCGUCACCAGCACACGAAGUCUAAUAGAAAUUACUGCAGGAUUACUCAGUGUACAGUGUGCAGGACUGUGGCAACUUCAAUGUAUCACAUUUGUACUCAAUGUGUACAAAAAUUUAUAAAAAUUUGUGUUGUAAAUGAUUGCGUUUGAAAA